AACGGGACGCCUGCCCUGUUGUGGGUGUGUGAAACGUAGAGAGACUGAGCGGUAACUCAUCAGAACUUCAUCAGAACUUCAUCAGAACUUCAUCAACAGCGGAGAUAACUCGACGAUACGUCCGACAUCUUGAAGUUUACACAAUGCUGCUGAGUCAGAGAAGAACAAGAUGUCGGGAGCUCACGGGACCGACGCCUCAUUCAGUCGCUGUGAGAGCAAAGUUCCCGUCCCGGAGGCCGGCGGACCACCUGAUCCUGGACAGACAGAAGCAGGACGUCGCCAGGGAGGAGGUCCAGAGCUUCGCCCGGCACCAGCAGAGCUCCGACAGGAAGACUACGUGGCUGCAGACGUCUGAGAGACGCUUCCUCAGAGGGACCAUCGAGAGACAAGUCCGGGCCGCGCUGGACCAGCAGGAAGUCCACCUGGACCAGAGGAGGGACAGGCUGCGCGUGCUGCUGCAGGCGGAGGAGCAGCAGCUGCUGCAGGAGAUGGAGGACAAGAUGGAGACGUCGGUGGAGAGACAGGCGAAGAUGAGACAACGAGCGAAAGCUCUGAGACAGCGGAGAGAGACGGAGAGACAGCGCAUCGUCUCAGAGAAGAUGGAUCAGCUGUUCAGGGACCAGUGUGAGGAGCUGCGGGCGGUGCAGAGCCGGCGGAGGGAGCAGGAGGUGUGCGUGGAGCGGGAGGCCCAGGUGGAGACCCGGCUGCAGCAGCAGCAGCUCCAGCAGCAGGAGGAUCAGCUGUUUGCCGAGCUGUGGGAGGCCGACCGGCGAGCCAAAGACCUGAAGGCAGCGCAGGACACGCAGCAGCGGCAGGACCGGAACCUGGAGACGCGGGACGCCAUCAGGACCCAGAUGGAGGCCGCGGAGCAGCAGAGACGGAGACACAAAGAGCUGAGAGAGGAGGAGGCCGCGCUCAUGCUCCAGCAGCAGCAGAUGCAGCAGCUGCAGCUGCAGCGUGAGCACCAGCUGAGCCUGCAGCAGCAGCAGCAGCGCCGCCGGCAGCUGGAUCAGGGUCUACGGCUGAAGAUGAAGCGUCUGGCCCGGGAGCAGCAGGACCAGCUGCAGCUGGACAUGAGCAUCCUGCAGACGCUGCUGCAGCAGGACACGGACCAGAGACAGGAAGCAGCUCACAGGAAGAUGGAGCUUCGCGAGGAGCAGCGGCGCUACCGCGAGUAUUUAUCAGCGGAGCUGGAGAAGCAGAAGAGGGAGGAGGCAGAGACGGAGCAGCUGAUGGAGGAGAAACUGAAGGAGGUGUGGAGCAGACGGGCGGAGCAGAGCCGGCUGCAGAGAGAGGCCAGAAACAGGCUGAUGGAGGAAGUGAUGGAGGCUCGCAGGCUGCAGAUACAACACAAACUGGAGCGACACUGCAGAGUCAGGUGGAGUUGUCCAAAGAGAGAGACGAUCUGAACAGAGCGGUGGAAGAGAUGAAGGUGAUGGAGGACGAGUAGAAAAGACGCCUGCAGCUUGCAGCAGAGUCCUACCGCUCCGACCUCCAGUCCCAGGUGAGACACCGUCUCUGCUCCAGCUCCAGCAGAGGGCCCAGGAGGGAGAGGGAGCACCAGCAGGGUCUGGUCCAGCAGCAGGAGUACCAGCGCAAGAAAGACCACUUCCUGUCCAGACCCGCGUCCCACACCCCCGGCACCGCCGUCCAUCCGUUCAGACAGGCAGACAGGUCCAGGUCUGCCCCCAGACCCCCCACACACGAGGCUCCUUAAGACCUCUAAAUCAGAGCUUUGACGGCCAAUCAGAGGGCUUCAUAUAAAACAUUAAAGAGCAGUUAAUACAGUAAUACUGAUCUGAAAUCCUUUAACUGUGUAGAUCAUGUACAUAUACACACUCCUUAUACUUCUUAAUUCAUAUUUCUACAGAGAGAGACCAUGCUGUAUGUCUAUUUAAAUUGUGACUGGUGUGCCGUCUUGUCCCGGAGGUUUCUGUCUCCAGGGACUUCCUGCUUAAAUAAACAAAAUAAACUGACCGUCUCCGUCCAAAACGCCACGGCAACGUCACGGACGCUACGUCAUUUACACCGUCCGUGUUACAAGAUGCUGCGUCAACACCAACGAACCGAGGGAUAAACCCAACAACUCAACAACUCCAUCGGUCCAGCUGCUGAAUCAGAACAAAUUCACUUAAACCUGAUCAUUUUGUGUCAGAGUGACCGGGACACUUUGGUUUUCUUUUUUUUUGAGAACGUCUUCAUUAAGUUUCCAACACACCACAGAAGAAGACAUUCAGUACAGAAUGAAGCCUCUUAGCCCAAAACCACCACCAGACAACAGACAAGUAGUUAUUAAUAAAUAAAAUAAAAGCUGUUUUGCACACCGAGGCGUAUUUAACUCGUGUAAUAUCUUCCCUUAAAAGGGACAGUUCUGGGUUUUAAGGCCUGAACUGGAACUUCUGACUGAUUGAAGCGUUAGAUGACAGAGAAGGGACACAGUUGUCUUUCAUAAGGGUAUUUGUCCUGCAGCAAGCAUUGGUUUGCAGUGUUUUUAUACUUGUUGUACUGUAUAACGUGUACUAUGGACCAGUGUCUGCAGUACAGCUUUGUUAUUGGACCUCUGGGGGUAACAACAGGACCUCUGGUCUGGGUCUGGGUCUGGGUCUGGGUCUGGGUCUGGGUCUGCAGCAGCCGCUUCCACCUAGAAAGAAGAAAGUUAGUCACUUACACACUAAGCCAGGUGGAACCCUUAAAUGUGUCAGAGACGCAGUACUUGUACCUGUAAAGCAGGUAUUCUGACCUGGAGUAGUUAGGUAAUUGUUUUCAAAGGGAGGAGGAAGACGUUGCAUGAAGUGUUUUUAUUGUGAAAGAGCCCUCGUCAUCAGGAAGUGUUUUUAUUGUGAAAGAGCCUUGGUCAUCGCCGGUGUUGGUCUGCUG
Molecule: messenger RNA, 2877 nt
Organism: Etheostoma spectabile (orangethroat darter)
Lineage: Eukaryota; Metazoa; Chordata; Actinopteri; Perciformes; Percidae
Gene: cfap53
Product: cilia and flagella associated protein 53
Exons: 8
Coding region: 144-1409 (421 amino acids)
Source: RefSeq, a predicted model, not a curated record